Messenger RNA from Henningerozyma blattae CBS 6284, 2337 nucleotides. RefSeq names its product SNG1 family protein. The record is from RefSeq and is a predicted model, not a curated record. Bases 1 to 2337 code for a protein of 778 amino acids. Gene Ontology annotation, cellular component: membrane. Lineage: Eukaryota; Fungi; Ascomycota; Saccharomycetes; Saccharomycetales; Saccharomycetaceae. The transcript has a single exon.
AUGGAGGAAAAUUUAAACUCUGUUGAUAAUAUUUUGAAAAGACAAGCAUCAAGAAUCAGUCAAGGUAUUCAUUUGCUAAAUACAAACACUACUACCAAUAAUAAUAAUACUGACGAUGAUGAUAAUACUUCUAAUGAUGAUAAUAGUAUUGAUAGUGCAGGUGUAACGGAUAGCAUGAGUGGAAGCAUGAUCCAUAUAAUAAACACUUCAACUUGUGACUCCUUAUCUUCCUCCAAUUCAUUCGAAGAGAAUUACCGUUAUGAUCCUACCAACCAAAAUAACAUAGAAUUAAAUAAUGGAACAGUAGAGCAAACUUUUGAUGAAAUAGCAUCCAAGGCUUCCAGUGUGAAAUCAAAAGCUACAGAUCUACGAAAUAAAUUAUACCGUACAAUUACCCAUGAGAGAAAAUCUAGUACUUCAAAAAAAAUUCCAGAUCAAGCCUUAGAUGAUAUUAAGUUCGAUACCUCAAAUUUAAAUGCACAAGAAAUUCAAGAUUCAACCUCUUGUGCUACUUAUCCACCAAUUUCUAACAAUUAUCUUGUAGUAUCAAAAAAACAAUCAAAUUCAAGUUCAAGUUCCGUUAAACAUUCUCUUAGUUUCAGACCAUUAUCUCAUGUUCUUACUACUGUUCAAACAAGAGUUAAAAAACAUGCUGAAAGAGAAAUGCAAGAGAAGAUUGAUGAACUGGGAGUCACAGAUGCCCAAAGGAUCAAGACUGAAAAUCAAUUGAAAUUGGAUUUAAAGGAAAAAUCAAUGUUUCAAAGAUUGAGCCCACAUAAGGGGAAAAUCUUUCAACGGUGGUCUAAAAAUGUCUUUUAUGUUGUUUUAUUCAUGGCAAUAGUGUUACCUAUAUUUUGGGGAUGCCUUUAUAGAAGAGAUUACUACUUAGCUACUGUUAACUUCUUAAUAUUAGUAGGGAAUGAUGAAGUUCAAACUAACCCAAAUUAUACUUUUAUUGAUUCAAAUAAUAUGAAAUUAACUACCAAUAUUAUUCCUUUUUUGGAAGAAGCUCAUAAGGCAAGAUAUAGAAUCUUUAAUACCACCACUUAUAUGGAAAAAUUUAAACUACAAAAAUAUAAAGAUUAUGACAAUUUAACAGAAAUUAUAACAAAUCAUGUUUAUGAUCAAAUCCAUAGAGAGAGAUAUUGGGUUGCAUUAAAUAUUUUACCAAAUUCUACUCAAACUUUAUUAAAUUCUUUCUUACCAGAAAAUCAAAAAGAAAAUAUUUUUUCAUUUUCAAAAUUUUUCCAAUUAUGGUUUGAAGCUCAAAGAGAUCCAACAAGUGUGGGUGCAAAUAUGACUCCAAUCUUUUUAAAAGCUGAAGCUAUUUUUCAAAAUUAUUACAGUAAAGUAUUUUAUCCAAGUUUAUUACAAAAUAUUUCAAAUUCAAAUAUUAAUAUCUUUAAUGAUUUAAAUCAAACUCUUUUAGCAGAAAAUGGUGUUACUACGUUUUCUUCUCAUGAUCCAAGACCUUUCGAUGAUAUGGGUGUUUUCUUACCAAUGGAAAUUGGUUUAGUAUUUGCUCUUUUAAUGACUAUUUUCCAAUUCAUCUUGCAUGCUGGUUUAUAUAAAAGUAUUAGAAAAUAUUUGACAUUUGCAGAAUUUAUCGUCUUUAGGAUUGUUUGUCAAUGGACCACUUUAUUUUCAGUUUCAUUAAUUUGGGUCACUAUUGCUGCAAUGUUUCAAAUAGAUUUUACAAAAGCUUUUGGUAAAGGCGGGUUUAUUGUUUACUGGAUGUCUUGUUAUUUGACAAUGUUAGCAUUAGCAGGUGCCAAUGAAAACGUCCUAUCAGUAAUCCUAACAUUCGAACAAAGAUUUAUUAUGCCAUGGGUCAUUUUUUUCAUUAUUUUAAACAUUUCUUCUUCAUUUUUCACAUUGGCUCUUAACAAUCAAUUCUACAGGUUUGGUUAUGGUUUCCCAUUACACAAUUGUAUUUCAAUUUUCAAAGUUGUAUUAUGUAAUGCUUCAAAACAUAAAAUGGGUAGAAAUUAUGGGGUAUUGAUUGCCUGGAUAGCCAUUAAUAUCUUUUUAUUCCCAUUUGUUUUGAAAUUGUGUGAUUGGGGGAAAAAUAGAAAGGCAUUAAAAGAAAAAGAAAUUAUUGAAGCGGCUAAAUUGAAAAAAGAGCUAACUGAAAGGCGCGAAUUAAUGCUAUCUCAUAAUAGAAACCCUUCAAAUGAUUCAAGAGACGUUAUUACUGAACAUUUCUCUCAAUACCAAAUGGGAUCAAAACAAGAUAGCACUGAUGAUGAGUCAAGCAUUCAAUCAGAUACUCCAGAUACUCCAUCCGAUUCCAAUAUGAUUCCUCGAAAGGUUUAUACAGGAAAAUCAUCAAAUUAA